This is a messenger RNA of Cyprinus carpio (common carp), 3415 nucleotides long. RefSeq names its product WW domain-containing transcription regulator protein 1-like. NCBI's taxonomy places the organism in Eukaryota, Metazoa, Chordata, Actinopteri, Cypriniformes, Cyprinidae. Gene Ontology annotation, cellular component: cytoplasm; nucleus. Gene Ontology annotation, molecular function: protein binding; transcription corepressor activity; transcription coactivator activity. The record is from RefSeq and is a predicted model, not a curated record. Gene Ontology annotation, biological process: positive regulation of transcription by RNA polymerase II; hippo signaling.
ACGCAGAGAGAGAAAAGCUCGAGUUUACAAACUUUCCAUCGGGACACUGGAACGCUGAAACUCUCAGUGCGGGACAACAUGACACACUCUUUUAGCUUUAUGACAACUUUUUAAAGACUUUGCAAGACUUUUCAAGUAGGCCGUGACUACUUUUACCAACGAAAAGGGGAAAAAAAGAAAGAAGGAAAAAAAAAAGAAAAAAGAAGAAAAAAAAAACAGGCCUAACCAAAGAAGUUCCUACAACUUCCAGGAAUUUUAUUUAUUUUAAUUUUUUUCAGGAUCCGAGUAUUUUAAUAAGAUUUUCGGGGUUUGCUUGUUUUUUUAUCUAACAAAAUGAGCAGUAACCCUCUCCAGCCGUUACCGGGCCAGCAGGUGAUCCAUGUCGCCAAAGACCCUGACACGGAUCUGGAGGCUCUGUUUAACUCCGUCAUGAACCCGAAGCCCAGCUCCUGGAGGAACAAGCAUCUGCCCGAGUCGUUUUUUAAGGAGCCGGACUCGGGCUCUCACUCUCGGCAGUCCAGCACGGACUCCGGCAGCCUCCCGCCGCGCUGCCCGGCGGUGCACGUCCGCUCGCACUCGUCCCCGGCGUCCCUGCAGCUGCCCGCGGGCGCGCUGGGCGCUCCGAGCCCCGGGAGACACCACUCUCACAUCCGACACCAGUCCUUCGAUGUGGCCGAGGAGCUGCCGCUGCCGCCGGGCUGGGAGAUGGCGUACACCGCCAACGGACAGAAGUACUUUCUCAAUCACAUUGAGAAGAUCACCACUUGGCAUGACCCCAGGAAGACCAUGACACCCUCGGGGACCCAGAUAGGUCUGCACAAUCAAGCCUCCAACAACGGCAACAUACAGCAGCGCUCCAUGGCCCUCUCUCAACCCAACCUUGUGCUGAACCAGCAGGCCCAUCAGCAGCACCUCCAGCAGCAGCAGCAGCAGCAGGUCCCGGUGCAGCAGCAGGUCCAGGUCCAGGUCCAGGGCUCCCAGCAGCAGAGCUCUCAGCCCAUGAUGAACAUGAGCAGCCCCAUGAGCGCCCAGCAGCACCAGCAGAAGAUGAGACUCCAGCGCAUCCAGAUGGAGCGAGAACGCAUCCAGAGGAGACAGGAGGAGCUCCUCAGACAGGAGGUGGCGCUCCGGCAGCUGCCCAUGGACUCUGAUAAUAUGGCACCGGUGGCAGCAAACAUCAGCUCUCCGCCAAUGACGCAGGGCAACAUGCCCAACAACAGCUCAGACCCCUUCCUCAACAGCGGGCCGUAUCACUCGCGGGAGCAGAGCACAGACAGCGGGCUGGGACUGGGCUGCUACAGCAUCCCCUCCACUCCGGAGGACUUCCUGAACAGCAUGGAGGAGAUGGACACAGGUGAGAGCAUGGUGCCGGUCAGUAUGAGCGUCCCGCCGCAGAGCCGUUUCCCAGACUUCCUGGACUCCAUGCCCGGCACCAACGUGGACCUGGGCACCCUGGAGGGCGCCGACCUCAUGCCCAUCCUCAACGACGUGGAGUCGGUUCUGAACAAGAGCGAGCCCUUCCUCACCUGGCUCUAGACUCACUCACACCACACUAAAGACUCUUUUAUAUAAAUACAUAUAUUAUAUUAUAUAUUCAAUCAGCCUCUUCCUCUAGUUUCACUUUUUAGGUAUCAGAUUCGUUCCCUCACAUCACAAUGAUUUGAAGAACAAUACCAAAGUGUUCAGCCUGCGAACAAACAAGCGAGCACGCGUCAAUCAUAGACAUGCGUGUUUGUUCAGUAACUGAUGUUGGGUAGAUUUGUUUGUGUUCAGAAUGACCAGGUUGACAGCAGAAACACCUGAAUAGUGUUUGAUCAUGUUUAACAGCCGCGCUGUGUGUUAGUACAUUUAACCCCGAGUUAGGGUUAGUCAAGCUUUACCGGGUGAAUCUCACCAAACCUGUCAACAACGCACGGAAGCUGAUUUCUGCCAUGGAAAAUAUAUAUAUAUAAAAAGGUAAUUGCGAUUUUAUUCACAAUUCUUUUUUUUUCUCUUCAGAUCUCGCAAUUCUGCAUGUGGUCAGGUGUCUAAAAAUUUAGAAACAAGUAAUCGUGAGAUGUCACUGAGAGUUCAGAGAAAAAGGUCAGAAUUACGAGACUUAAACAAUUCUAAUAAUAAAGAUUAUGAGAUGGAAACUCAACACUGACUUUUUUCUCAGAAUUGUGGGUUUAUAACUUGCAUUUUUAAGAUAUAAACUCGCAGUUGCGGGAAAAAAGUCAAAAUUGAGAACAAUUACCUUUUUUUAUUUUAAAAUCAGAUAUUUCUUGGCAGAAAUAAGCUAUCAUAAAAAUGUAUUUGGAUCAAGAAUAAGAACUAAAAAGUAAAUGCUUCUAGAAAAUAAAGCCACUUUGUAGGACCAUUCGGAUUUUUUGAAUAAUAAUUAAGCAUGUUUGCCGUAAAACACUAAUGAGAAUCACUACUGAGAAUGAGAAUCAAACUUUUUUAUUACAGUAAUGUAAAACUAGUUUUGUUGGUAUAAAUGGCUGUAUUUUGGUUGAUUCAGAUGCUAUCAGUUUUCAAGGGUGUUUAAUAGUCAGAAAAUCAUAACGGUCCUUACGUUUUCAUGAGAUUCACCCUGCUUUUUCACAUUUUGCCAAAUCAGUGGCAGAAGUGUGCCUGUCAGAGCUUUACAUUGUGACUUUAUAUCCAACGAAUAACUAUUUCAGAUGUGUUUUACUUUUAUUCCAGUUUUAGCUAUUGUGUGAAGCUCAUGAUGCUCCAGAUGGCAUUUGUAGACAAGCGUUUCAUAUCAUAUAUGUUUUUAUGUACUGCUACAGUAUUCCUAUUUUCUAUUCUGUGCUCUUGACAUCUGGUGCAUUGAAUUAGUUUGCAGUUUAGUAUUUAUCAAGAGCUAUGAACUUCUUUUUAAAUAGUUUUUAGAUUUGUUUCCUUUUUUUCAGGAAUUUUAAAUGUUUUCGAAGCACUACAAAUAUGCCAAGGAUUCAGCAACACUGAUCUAGUCCCUUGAUAUCUGCAGGGAAUAUCUGCAUUAAGUAUUUCCUCUUACCAGAGAUAAUUUUGCCUUUAUUUGGAUGAUCAUUGGGGCACACUCUUGAUUUUAGCACCCCGGCUGAAAUCCAGUUCAAUACAUAAACAUAUAUAUAUAUGUUUUUGGUUUUUUUUCUACACAGGUCUACUUUUUGUAUUGCAUGUUUGAUCUGUUUGAUAUUCAUAGCAUCAGGGGUGUAUAGACCCACCUCACCGUGACUUCUUUAUUGUUUAUGGUUACUUUAUAGAUGGGUUAUGAAUUGAAGUGUGCUGGAUCUGUGGAUUGUGCAGACGGUUGGGCGGCGGGUGAUUUUUAGUACCUGUAGGUCAAACUGAGCUCAUGACGUCCUUUAUAAGGGCCGAGCGGGUCAGAAAGAGCCGGUAUGAGCUGUUCUCGAACCCGAGUGACCUCAGAGACGUCCACACA